GACAGCCGUGUUAUGCCUAACGAAUGAGGAAAGCACGAAUAUGUGUAAUAAUCAUGGCUACGGAAAAGUUCAUGAACCGACAUGGAAGAAUUAUCGUUUUAGUGACUCAUUGCUUUUUACGACCUCAAUGAUUUGUUUGUCGAGUUUAAGGAAGUGGUGCACGACGGAAAACAUAGCAUUUUUGCACUUAUCUGCGAAGUAUGCAUUUUCAAAAAGAAUUUGCUGUACUAUGUGAUAAACAAGAGCAACAAACAUUUUGAACACAAUGCAUCAAGUGAUAUAAACGGUCGAUGAGCUUCUUUAUGAAGGCUUUGUCGCCUAGUAUUCAUUCUUAUAACAAGGCUUUGUCAUUUUUAAGGUCUAGUUCAAAGUACUCAGCACUGUCACGCUCAAGUGAAUUCACUCGCAUACAUAAAAGGAGGAGUAACAUCUGUUCACUAACCUGAACGGGGUCUCGUGUUGAAAUGCAAAAAGUCAUUCUGAAAUAUUUGAAAAUAUCUUGCAGUUUGUUGUUUUCAUUUCAGCUUUCCAGUUUUAAUUGGUGGUGAACCCAGAACCUCAAUAUAAUGACGACAGAGAAACGAUUCUCGCAAAUUGCUCAUAAUUAUCCAUCAUUCCAAGAGAUCAAUCCGGUGAAACUGAACGCAUACAAAUGGAUGCAAAGUAGGCAACAAGAUGAUAAUGCUGAGGGAUUGUGGCGGGUACAUGAUACUCUGUAUGACCUGACCGAAUUUAUUAAUUGGCAUCCCGGUGGCGCCGACUGGAUCAAGCUGACAAAAGGGACGGACAUAACAGAAGCAUUUGAGGUACACCACAUCAACUAUGCCAAAGCCGAACAUUUGUUACAAGAUUAUCGUGUUCGUGAUGCCAAACUUCCAAGAAACUUCAAAUUCACUUUCAAAGAAACUGGUUUUUAUCGGACACUAAGACGUCGCGUUGCUAAAAAGCUGAAAACAUUGAAUGUUAAACAAGCCGAAUUGAUGACGAAAGUUAUCAUUGACGUGCUGUUGGCUGUAACUUUUUUAACAUCGAUACUCAGCGCCAAAUUUGACAACAGAUACAUAAUGGCACUCUCUGCCCUUUGCAUGUGCUACACGGUCAUUUCUGCGCACAAUUUCUUCCAUCGGCGGGAUAAUUUCCGAAUGUUCUACUUUAACUUGUCGUUUUACAACUACCGAGAAUGGCGUAUCAGUCAUGCAAUGUCGCACCAUUUGUAUCCAAACUCGAUACACGAUCUGGAGGUUACACUGUUCGAACCGGUUUUAUGUUGGAUACCAAGCCAAGUGAAGACGCUCGGACAACGUUUUGCUUCGUGGAUUUAUUCACCAAUCAUCUACAUGUUCAUUAUGCUCGAUCAACUCGUGAAACGUAUAGUUUUUUCAUUCACAACCAAAACGAAUUUAUUCCAAAUCAAUGAUUUGGUGCCCUUGGCCGUACCGCUUGCGAUGCUCAUUUUCGGCAACCCAAAUCCAUUCACCGUUUUCAAAAUGUGGUUACAAAUUAUCUUGGCUAAUAGCUUUAUCUUUCAUCUGAUCGGAUUGAAUGCCGGACACCAUCACCCUGAUUUGGUACACGAUGGCGAUAAAAUUCGAGAGGAUUUGGACUGGGGAAUCUACUCAAUGGACACAAUAAUGGAUAACUCAGAUCUGAGAAAGCAUCAUUUCCUUGCUUUAACCCAUUUCGGUCACCAUGCACUUCAUCAUCUCUUCCCCACUGUCGAUCAUGGCAUUCUAUCCAGUUUGUAUCCAGUCUUGUUUGAAACAAUGGACGAAUUUGAAGUCGAACUCGAAGCUUAUCCAUGGUAUCACCAUGUAUACGGCCAAUUACGACAACUAGCACGGAAUACUCCCAAAACAUUCGAUUCAUUGGAAAAAUUGCGGCGCAAACAAAUCCAGAAAAAAAUCGAUUAGUUGUGCAAAAUGUAUUGAUAGAUAGUUUACAUUUUGAAAAAGGUGACAACGUGAUAUUUUUGUAUAUUUCUGUUUUGAUUAAUUGACAUUUCUGUAGAAAUCAUGUCACUGUAAAUAAAGAUAAUAAUCAAAAAAUA
Sitodiplosis mosellana (orange wheat blossom midge) is the source of this 2047-nucleotide messenger RNA. Its product is annotated as cytochrome b5-related protein-like. The transcript has 6 exons. Bases 567 to 1910 code for a protein of 447 amino acids. The record is from RefSeq and is a predicted model, not a curated record. Gene Ontology annotation, cellular component: mitochondrion. Gene Ontology annotation, molecular function: heme binding. Gene Ontology annotation, biological process: lipid metabolic process. NCBI's taxonomy places the organism in Eukaryota, Metazoa, Arthropoda, Insecta, Diptera, Cecidomyiidae.